Sphaerodactylus townsendi is the source of this 1578-nucleotide messenger RNA. It is a transcript of the gene PLSCR3, whose product is annotated as phospholipid scramblase 3. The transcript has 8 exons. Lineage: Eukaryota; Metazoa; Chordata; Lepidosauria; Squamata; Sphaerodactylidae. Bases 280 to 1218 code for a protein of 312 amino acids. Gene Ontology annotation, molecular function: phospholipid scramblase activity. Gene Ontology annotation, biological process: plasma membrane phospholipid scrambling. The record is from RefSeq and is a predicted model, not a curated record. Gene Ontology annotation, cellular component: plasma membrane.
CAACAAGGGCGGGGCGGCGUGACGCCCUCCGGCGCCAUCCCUCCCUCCCUCCCUCCCCGCGGCCGACCUUGCCGGGCUGUUGUGCGCGCGCGAGGCACCCUUCUGCGCCAUCGAAGGAGCCCGGUCGGUUGCUGUCCCAGCUGCCUUCUCCGAGGAGUCUGAGCAAGUGCAGUCGGGACGCCGUGAACCCUGCUUGGUGGCUGCGGCCCACGGAUGGAAAGAGGCAACCGGUGCUGACCCAAAGGCCACAGGGACCGGGCAGAGGGGGGGUCCUCCAACAUGGCAGCUCCAGGAUACCCUGGUCCUCAGCCCGGCUAUCCGGCUGCUUCGCCCCCCUACCCCAUGCCGCAGCCGCACCCCAUUCCCACCGCGCCCAGCCCGGGCUUCAACGUCUAUCCGGCUCCUGGACCGGGGCCGGGGGUCCCCCCACAGCCUCCCCCGCGUGGGUACCAGGAGCACGCCACUACGCCUCAGCACCACCGCCAAGCGCCGGACCCCCACGCCACCAUCACCCCUUACAUGCCCGUCGGCACGGGCAUCCCUCCGGCCUUGGAGUACCUGACGCAGAUUGACCAAAUCUUGAUACACCAGAAGGUGGAACUCGUCGAAGCGUUCAUCGGCUUUGAGGGGAACAACAAGUACGAGAUCCUCAACAGCCUUGGCCAGCAGAUCUUCCACGCCGAGGAGCAGAACGACUGCUGCACGCGCAAUUGCUGCGGCUCCCUGCGCCGCUUUUCGAUGCGGGUGGAGGACACCGCGGGGCGCGAGGUCUUGCGCAUGGUGCGGCCCUUGAAGUGCGUCAGCUGCUGGUGCCCGUGCUGCCUUCAAGAGCUUGAAGUGCAGUGCCCUCCUGGCAUCACCAUUGGACAUGUGGUCCAGACGUGGCACCCCUUCAUGCCCAAGUUCUCCAUCCAGAACGCUGAAAAAGAGACUGUCCUGCGUGUUUUGGGGCCCUGUUUUGCCUUCAGCUGUGGCGGGGACGUCACCUUUGAGGUGAAGACCCUGGAUGAGUCUCGUGGUGUCGGGCGGAUCAGCAAGCAGUGGAGCGGUCUCCUCAAGGAGGUCUUCACCGACACGGACAACUUUGGCAUCCAAUUCCCCAUGGACCUGGACGUGAAAAUCAAGGCGGUGCUGCUGGGUGCCUGUUUCCUCAUUGAUUUCAUGUUCUUCGAAAAGACCGGGGAAGUCGGGCAGCGGAGUUCGGUCAUCACAAGCUAGGAGCGUGCGGAAUCCAAAACCCCCCCCCCCCCCCCCCGCCCUAACCCGGAUGAGCCCCAUUCCAGUUCGUAAAAGGGGAAAGAGUGUGCGUGGUGGUGUUUACUUGUGUGUAAGAGUGGCAGGCUGCUGUCCCCACCUUGUAUGUUGGGUAAAUAAUUCUAUCUUUGUGUGUAUUUCCUGCUGGUUUUUCAAAGAAGCGCAGCUCAGUGGGAGGUCUACUUGAAAACCUGCCAGGUGGCCAUUCAAGAGCAACUUGCCUUUGGAUCAUUCCCUUGCAGGGGUAAAGGGAGGGGAGGAAGAAGAAGAAGAGGAAGAAGAAGAAGAGGAGGAGGAGGAGUUUGGAUUUAUACCUCACCUUUC